UCUGAAUAUUAGAGGAGAUGCUCCGUAGACGGGGGUGACAGCAGUUGUCAGCGACCAAAUAGCGGCUGUCUGCGGGUGGUGUACACUCGGGUUAUUGGUCAGGCGCUUGCCACUCUCAUCUAUUUUGCUUAUUUUACUUCCGUGUUUGCUGUAUCUUCCUGAACGAGUUAUUUCUUUUUCUUUUUUCCGACAAAAAACACCACGCUUUGUCAGGUGUUGCUCCUAAGAUGGCGAUGAUGAAGAGUGGUUGGCUCCAUCGACAAAGUACCAUACUGCGUCGGUGGAAAAGGAACUGGUUUGACUUGUGGGCUGAUGGCCGACUGGUCUUCUAUAAUGAUCAACAACGGCAGGACAUGGAAGAUGAUGUCCACAUGAGGAUUGACUGCAUUAACAUUCGCAGCUCUGCUGCAUGUCAAGAUCUGAACCCACCUGAGGGGAAGAUGCGUGAUGCCUUGCUCCAGAUAGUGUGCAGAGAUGGACGGGUCAUCAGCCUGUGUGCAGACAGUUCAGAUGAUGCUCUGGCAUGGACCAUGGCACUUCAGGAUGCCAGAAUUAAUGCAGUUGUUGCUGCUCCUCAGAUCAGCUUUGCACAGGAAGCGAUUGCAUCUGCUCCUCCCCCCUACUCAGAAUAUGCUCCGCCACCUCAGGUCUAUGCAGGCCCAUAUGGAGACUAUGUUGCACCUCCACCACAUGCUACACAGAUUAUAUACUCUGCUGAUGGGCAGCCCUACACUGUUGCUUAUCCUUAUCACUCCCAAGGUGGGUACCCUGCUCCUGGAGUGAACCAUGUUAUUAUUCGGGAGCGCCACCACGAUGACGGAGGAGAUGUGGCUUUGGGCAUGCUCGCUGGAGCGGCGACCGGCUUGGCACUUGGUUCUCUCUUCUAUGUCUUCUAGUGUUUUGACUGUAGUAGCUUGCCUUU
This is a messenger RNA of Monopterus albus (swamp eel), 922 nucleotides long. It is a transcript of the gene plekhb2, whose product is annotated as pleckstrin homology domain containing, family B (evectins) member 2. Gene Ontology annotation, biological process: regulation of cell differentiation. The transcript has 8 exons. Bases 228 to 896 code for a protein of 222 amino acids. Gene Ontology annotation, cellular component: membrane. The record is from RefSeq and is a predicted model, not a curated record. Lineage: Eukaryota; Metazoa; Chordata; Actinopteri; Synbranchiformes; Synbranchidae.